AGGUGGUUGCGCCUAUCCGGAGGAAGACGCAACUAGCAAAGAAGCCUCCGCGCUCACAUUUACCAAAGCGCCUCCCGUUUUAGCCAGCAGGCUACACUUUCAAGCGUUUCCGCCACAAACGGCGUUUUUCUCAGACGCAGACGCUCCGUCUCAUCCCGCCGCCCGCGUCGCGCCGGGCACUCGGCUGGGAAUUGGAUUUCCGUCGCACGCAACUUAACGCAGGCAGCGGCUGCGUGGACCGGCGUGUUCGGCGCCUCCUCGCAGCGGAUUUACAAAGCCUCCGCGGAGCCCGCAAUGAGGUCCAGCACCCCGGACAGCGCCUGAGCGCGUCAGCACCCCGGACAGCGCCUGAGCGCGUCAGCACCCUGGACAGCGCCUGAGCGCGUCAGCACCCUGGACAGCGCCUGACUGGAGGUUGUGGAGCAGGAGGAGGGGGAGGAUGGAUCUCCGGCCCCGCGUUGGAGCCCCCCCCCCGAGGAGCUGGCGUCGGACGCAAGGCCUCGUGGGCCGCUGACCUGCUGUCCCGGUGAUUGAUGGCGGCUGGGGGCCUCCGGCCGCCGCAGACUCCUCUCCUCUCUGUUGCAGGACCGCAAGGAGCAUCCGAGGAGGAAUCCCUCACGCGGGCGAGCUGCGACCUGGCGUCCCGAAAUAAACACCUCCAUAAACACUCCCGCACGGCCGCCGUCCGACCGCACGUCUGUUAACGCGGGGGGGGCGCGCCCAUCGCCAUCCGUCAUGGUGCGGAGCUGCCGCUGCAGCCGCUGCUCGGGGGUGGAGCUGAAUCCAGGGAAGCGCCGAGUGACGAGGCGGUGCUCCCGUUUCCACGUGGCCUGAGCGCGACCGGCAGCCAGCACCUCCACGCCGACCCAACGGGCCGCGACUGACGGCGCCCGGCGCUGCUUCCAAACCCGACUGACGCUGUGCACCACUAGCUCGUACUGGACUCUACCACACCAUGGUGUUGCCGCCCCCCGACAAACGCCACGUGUGCCUGACCACCAUCGUCAUCAUGACCAGCAUGGCCUUCAUGGACGCCUACCUGGUGGAGCAGAACCAGGGUCCGAGGAAGAUCGGGGUGUGUAUCAUCGUGCUGGUGGGGGACGUGUGCUUCCUCAUCGUGCUGCGCUACGUGGCCGUGUGGGUCGGCGCCGAGGUGCGCACGGCCCGCCGCGGCUACGCCAUGAUCCUCUGGUUCCUCUACAUCUUCGUGCUGGAGAUCAAGCUCUACUUCGUCUUCCAGAAUUGCAAAGCCGACAGGAAGAGUCUGGAGACGGUUGCGCGGAAGGCGUUGACCUUACUGCUGUCCGUGUGCGUGCCGGGCCUGUACUUGGUCCUAGUGGCUCUGGAUAGCAUGGAAUACGUGAGGACUUUCCGGAAGAAGGAGGACAUGAGGAGUCGUCUGUUCUGGGUGGCGCUGGACCUACUGGACCUGCUGGACAUCCAGGCGAACCUGUGGGAGCCGCAGCGAACGGGCCUCCCCAUCUGGGCCGAGGGCCUGAUGUUCUUCUACUGCUACAUCCUGCUGCUCAUCCUGCCCUGCGUGUCGCUCAGCGAGAUCAGCAUGCAGGGCGAGCACAUGUCGCCCCAGAAGAUGAUGCUGUACCCGGUGCUGAGCCUGGUCACCAUCAACGUGGUCACCGUCCUCAUCCGCGGCGUCAACAUGGUGCUGUUCCAGGACAGCCGCGUCUCCACCAUCUUCGUGGGCAAGAACGUGGUGGCCAUCGCCACCAAGGCGUCCACGUUCCUGGAGUACCGCAGGCAGGUGAAGGAGUUCCCGCACCCGCAGAACGCCAUGGCCCUGGAGCUGCAGCAGAACUCGGUGGGCCACGCGCAGCCACUGCCCAACGCCACCACUCUACCGCACGAGCCCUCGCCGGCGCAGGACGUCAUCGACACAUGAUGACGGGCGCCGCCAUCGGCCGCCGGGCGCGGGGACGAUAGAGACAUCAGCUGCAUGACAGGAUGACGGUCUGCUCUUGUCAAGCCCACACAAACUACUGUGAAACCAUAAAAGAGAUUUUCAGCAUCGCCUGCCUGUCAGAACAGACUGUAGAGCUGCAAUCGACUCGACUAGCGUCAACCUGAAGUCCAAACUUUGUAUUGUGCUAUUGUGUUUUUAAUUAUGUCAAACGUUUUAAAGGUUCAAUCUUUACUAAGAGACAAUCUCCACAGUGACAUUAUGUCGUGUAGAACGGACAGCUGGUCCUCCCUCGCCGAGCGUCUUGUGUUUUUAAAAGGUCACUUUUUCGACGGUGCAUCUGUGGCAUUUCUUUUGAAUUCCAGCACAAAAGGACGCGGCGCUCAGCGUGAAGCGCUGAUGGAGAGGGGAGCGAGAGGGAGGCGAGGGUCGUGCUGUGGGAGGAGGGAGACGCGAGCGGUCGCCGUGCGCGGAAUUGCAAAUGAGACGAAAACAUUUCAUGAUGUCAGAAAAAAAACAAAAUAAACUAAACGCGAUGGGGAGAAGAUGCUUUUCGUUUCCUGUACUGCACAUUCCUCUAAAACUUAAUCUUAAGCCUUGAAAUCCAAGAGUCCGGAGAACGCCUCAAUGAAUAAAUGAUAAAAAAAACGUUAUUAUAAUCACAUACAGACAGAAAAUGCAUUUUCUGAUAUUAUUCAGUUUAAUAUUAUUAUUAUUAUGUACAUUCUUUACUUCUUGGAGGCCAAUGACGUUUUAAUAAAAGCAUAAAUAAAAGAA
Molecule: messenger RNA, 2695 nt
Organism: Betta splendens (Siamese fighting fish)
Lineage: Eukaryota; Metazoa; Chordata; Actinopteri; Anabantiformes; Osphronemidae
Gene: tmem121ab
Product: transmembrane protein 121Ab
Exons: 2
Coding region: 956-1900 (314 amino acids)
Source: RefSeq, a predicted model, not a curated record